Molecule: messenger RNA, 7055 nt
Organism: Hemiscyllium ocellatum (epaulette shark)
Lineage: Eukaryota; Metazoa; Chordata; Chondrichthyes; Orectolobiformes; Hemiscylliidae
Gene: hdlbpa
Product: high density lipoprotein binding protein a
Exons: 28
Coding region: 188-3973 (1261 amino acids)
Cellular component (GO): cytoplasm; nucleus
Molecular function (GO): mRNA binding
Source: RefSeq, a predicted model, not a curated record
GGCCUCGCUGGCCGACUCACUCUGGAGUUCGGGAGCUUCUCUAUCCGAGAGGGCUGCGAGGACACCACCACCCGAUCAAAAAGCUGGCAGGCUGACGUGGGCAGGAAUCCAUUUAUAGGACGGACUUUCCGGCAACUGACCAUUUAGCUGUGGCAUACCCGGACCUCGUGUACGUGGGAUAUCGACAAUGAGCUCCGUAGCUGUACUGACACCUGAAAGCUUUGCCGAGCACAGGAGUGGCCUCAAUGAACAGCAAGCGAAAGCAAGUGUUGGUUCUGAAGAUGAGACCGAUCUGGUACCAACUUAUAAGGAAGCGUUUCCUCCUCUCCCUGAAAAAGCUACUCCUGGAGAGACGACAACAGAACCGUCUGGAGCAUGGACCAAAAUCAGACCACUUAAAUCUUCUCUCAUCACCCAGGUUUUUCAUGUACCAUUAGAAGAGCGCAAGUACAAAGAAAUAACCCAGUUUGGAGAAGGAGAUCAAGCUAAGAUCUGUCUGGAUAUCAUGCAGAAGACUGGUGCGCACAUUGAACUCUCAUUGGCUAAGGACCAAGGGCUUUCCAUCAUGGUUUCUGGCAAGCUUGAGGCUGUCAUGAAAGCGAGGAAGGAGAUUGUUGCUAAGCUGCAGACUCAGGCUUCAGCAACAGUAGCCAUCCCCAAAGAACACCACCGUUUUGUGAUUGGAAAGAGCGGAGAGAAACUGCAGGAGUUGGAAUUGAAAACCGCGACUAAGAUCCAGAUUCCUCGGCCUGAAGAUCCCAGCAACCAGAUCAAAAUAACUGGCACUAAAGAAGGCAUUGAAAAAGCACGGCAUGAAAUCUUGCUGAUAUCUGCUGAACAGGACAAACGUGCAGUUGAGAGGAUCAAUAUUGAGAAAGUCUAUCACCCAUUCAUUGCUGGCCCCUUCAACAAGACUGCUGGGGAGAUGAUGCAGGAGACUGGAACACGGAUUAAUAUCCCGCCUCCAAGUGUUUUGAAGAAUGAGAUUGUUAUCACCGGUGAGAAAGAACAAGUUGCACAGGCUGUCUCGCGCAUCAAGAGGAUCUAUGAAGAUAAGAAAAAGAAAACCACAACGAUCGCAGUAGAAGUGAAGAAAUCCCAACACAAGUAUGUUAUUGGACCUAAAGGAAACUCACUGCAGGAGAUUUUGGAACGGACUGGAGUCUCUGUCGAAAUCCCACCCUCGGAUAGCAAUUCUGAAACUGUCAUCCUUCGUGGUGAGCCUGACAAACUGGGGCAGGCUUUGACUGAAGUCUAUGCUAAAGCUAAUAGCUUUACAGUCGCAAGUGUCAACGCUCCAUCCUGGCUCCAUCGCUUCAUCAUCGGGAAGAAAGGGCAGAACUUGAGUCGCAUAACACAGCAAAUGCCUAAGGUAUACAUUGAAUUCACUGAUGGUGAGGAUAAGAUUUGUCUGGAAGGCCCAACCAAGGAGGUGAAACAAGUUCAGGAACAAAUUGAAAGCGUUGUGCAGGAUUUGGUGAAUCGUAUGGAUUACACCGAAUUAACAGUUGAUCCCAAGUUUCACCGUCACCUUAUUGGGAAGAAUGGAACAAAUAUAAAUCGUAUCAAGGAUCAGUACAAAGUCUUAGUUCGCAUCCCUCCUGAUAACGAAAAGAGUAAUCUAAUUCGGAUUGAAGGGGACCCUCAGGGAGUUCAAGAUGCCAAGAAGGAAUUGUUGGAACUUGCAUCCAGAAUGGAAAAUGAACGCUCCAAGGACUUGAUAAUUGAGCAUCGUUUUCAUCGUACAAUCAUUGGCCAGAAGGGAGAGAAGGUUAAGGAAAUCCGUGACAAAUUCCCUGAGGUGGUUAUUAAUUUCCCAGAUCCAAGUCAAAAGAGUGACAUAGUGCAGCUCCGUGGCCCCAAAAAUGAGGUAGAAAAAUGUGCAAAGUUCCUGCAGAAAAUUGUGGCUGAAUUGGUGGAGAAUAGCUAUUCAGUCUCUGUGCCCAUCUUUAAACAGUUUCACAAAAAUAUCAUUGGAAAAGGAGGAGCAAAUAUCAAGAAGAUCCGUGAGGAAACUAACACAAAGAUUGAUUUGCCAGCAGAAAACAGCAAUUCUGAAAUGAUCGUUAUCACAGGGAAAAAAUCCAACUGUGAAGUGGCUCGCAGCAGGAUCCUGGCCAUCCAGAAGGAAUUGGCGAACAUCACAGAGGUUGAAGUGUGCAUUCCUGCUAAGCUCCACAAUUCUCUGAUUGGUGCAAAGGGCCGUUUCGUCCGCUCCAUCAUGGAAGAGUGUGGUGGAGUGCACAUCCACUUUCCUACUGAAGGAUCAGGCAGCGACACAGUCACCAUAAGGGGAUCUACUGAAGAGGUUGACAAGGCCAAGAAGCAGCUCCUUCAUUUGGCUGAGGAAAAGCAAAUCAAGAACUAUACCAGUGAACUGCGCGCCAAACCAGAAUAUCAUAAGUUCCUCAUUGGACGUGGUGGUGCCAACAUCCGCAAGGUGCGGGACAAUACAGGAGCCCGGAUAAUUUUCCCUACAGCAGAUGACAAGGAUCAAGAGCUGAUCACCAUUGUUGGUACAGAGGAAGCUGUCAAAGAAGCUCAGAAAGAACUGGAGGUCCUUAUUAACAACCUGGACAAUGUCGUAGAAGAUGCAAUAACUGUCGAUCCCAAACACCACCGAUACUUUGUGAUUCGCCGUGGACAGGUUUUGCGGGAAAUCGCUGAUGAAUAUGGCGGUGUGAUGGUCAGUUUUCCCCGUACUGGAACACAGAGUGACAAGGUGACACUGAAAGGUGCCAAGGAUUGUGUGGAGGCUGCCAAGAAACGCAUGCAGGAAAUCAUUGAAGAUCUGGAAGCUCAGGUGACCAUAGAGUGUGUAAUUCCGCAGAAGUUCCACAGGAUGGUGAUGGGUGCCAAAGGCUUGAAUGUGCAACAGAUCACCAAGGACCAUAAUGUACAGAUCAAAUUCCCUGAGCGUGAGGAGAAUCAAGCGGUCGAGCAGCAAGUCCAUGAGAAUGGAGAGACUGAUGGAGAAGUUAAGGACGUUGACCUCGCUGUGCCCCGGAAGAAUGACAUCAUUAUUAUUUCUGGACGAAAGGAACGUUGUGAAGCAGCCAGAGAUGCUCUGCUGGCAUUGGUUCCCGUAACUAUCGAAGUGGCAGUGCCCUUUGACUUGCAUCGUUACAUCAUUGGCCAGAAGGGUAGUGGCAUUCGUAAAAUGAUGGAGGAGUAUGAGGUGAACAUUGCUGUGCCCCCUCCUGAGGAGCAAUCGGACAUAAUUAAAAUCACUGGGCUGGCUUCUCACUUGGACAGAGCUCGGCAAGGACUGAAUGAGCGGGUCAAAGAACUUCAGAUGGAACAGGAGGACCGAGCUCUGAGAAGCUUCAAGUUGACAAUCUCUGUGGAUCCACGUUAUCACCCAAAAAUCAUUGGCAGAAAAGGUGCAGUUAUUACUCAGAUUCGCAUGGAUCAUGAUGUCAAUGUGCAAUUUCCUGACAAGAAUGAUGAAAAUCAGGAUCAAAUAACUAUCACUGGGUAUGAGAAAAAUACAGAAUCUGCCAAGGAAGCCAUCAUGAAAAUAGUGUCUGAGCUGGAGGAAAUGAUAUCUGAAGACAUUACUCUUAACCACAAAGUCCACGCCCGUAUUAUUGGUGCUCGUGGAAAAGCCAUUCGAAAGAUUAUGGAGGACUUCAAGGUUGACAUUCGUUUUCCUCCAUCUGGGGCAGAAGAUCUUGACUGUGUCACUGUGACUGGUCUGCCUGACAAUGUGGAUGAGGCUAUUGAUCAUCUCCUGAACUUGGAAGAGGAAUACAUGUCAGAUGUUGUGGAAAAUGAGGCUAUGCAGGCAUAUAUGAAACCAACAUCACGUGUGGAUGAACCAAAAACCACCUCCAAGGGCUUUGUGGUGAGAGAUGCACCAUGGACCAGUAGCACAGAAAAGGCUCCAGACAUGAGUAGCUCUGAAGACUUCCCAAGUUUUGGUGCUCCAGUUGCUCCAAAGACUUCACCGUGGGGACCGAAAAGAUUCUGAGCAGGAAGAAGCUCUAUUUUCCAAACCCCCCAGCCCCCCCCCCCCCCCCCCCCCAUCCUCCCCAUCCCCUCGUAUUGCUGGGUUGCCACAAUGUGCUUCCUAUUUGAUUCCAGUUCAGCAGCCUAGCAAGUAAUUAGUGUAGCAAAAAUUACUUCCUGUGUCAGUCGUUUCCAAAAACACAAUAGCCGUGAUUUAAAGGCCAUACCCGUGAGCCUAGUCUAUAGCCACGCAGUUGCGUGCUUCUAAACCCCACGGCAUUCCACAUACCCUGAUAAACACAACUGUUUGAAAACAGUGUGCCACUGAUUCGAUGCAAGGGCCCAAAUUGCAGUGUUUAUCCAGAUUACCCACACAACUUGGUCCACUGCUUAUUUCAGUCAAGUCAACAUCUACAGGAAUUUGAAGCAAAGACUGGGUGGGGUUGUGGUCUCCUGAUUUCUUUUUAAAUCCCUGGAGUCCGCAUCCUUUUGCCUACCUUUGCAGUUUUCCUGGUUAAAAGUGCAAUUGCUUUAACCCUUCAACUGCCACUUGCCAUAGAGCUCUGAAGCCCAUUUUAACACCUGCAUUUCAAAUUUGACUGUGAAUCCAGUCCUUAAAUCACAGCUCAGCUGACCUCAUUUUAAAUUAACCUCAUUUUGAAUCAGGUGUUCCUCCCUAGCAGGUAGACCCUAUGCUAUGCCACUGUUCCAGGUCACUCGAUGUGCACAGCCUUGGUUGUUUUCCCCCUAUCCUAAUGGUUGGGGCAUUGUGCAUAUGAUGAUAUUGCUUUUGCAAAAAUGAGGCUGUGAGCAAACCCCUGAACACAGCAUGUAAAUGGAACUCUACUUGCCAUAACAGGGCCAACAGCAAAUGAGCACUGAGGGGAUUUGGGGAAAAAAUGCAAAAAACAAGCCAAAUGGAUUCUCUUAAACUGUCCCACAGCCAAAGACUCAUUGCUUUGUGUAAAGUUUCUUUGUGCAAACACAGCACAAAGCCAAGGCAAUGACUGAUGAACAAUGAAGGGUGAAACCUCAAACUUUCAGCCUGCUCCUGCUGCAGAGAUCCCUGAAGUGGUAUUUCUUUGCCCAAUUGCUCUUUCAUAAUGCAGAUUUUAUUUGAACAAGAAAUUCUCAUUCCAUUUGAGAACAUCUGAGACACAUUAAAAUGGCAGUUGUUUACCCUGGGCUUAUUUGGUGUUUCUGUAUACAGAAAAGGCACUAAAUUAAGUUUUGUGCAUGCUAUGUAUCUGUUAUACAUAGAGAUGCAUGGUAUUGACUUUGGUCAUGUCAGUGUGUCAAUUCCAAAGAGCUCGAAAGAAGCUAAUUUACAGAAUGCACAUUAAUGUCAGUGUAUAGAGUAUACCACCUACUUGUAAUUUGAUAUAGACAGUAUCUUGAAAGAGAAUCUUCCUCUUCCAAAGUGGAAUUUAUUUUCUCAUGCAAAUGAGGACUGCCCAUGUUGAACAGUAAGGAGGGGGGUGGUAAAGGAAAGAGCUGUGCAGUUCCCCACCAACACUACACAUUCUGGGUCAAUAACCUCAGGCUGGUAAAUCUUAAUAGCCAGAUUUUGGUUCCUAGUAAAUCAUGCACUUGGGUUAAUCCACACAUUAGCCUUCUUAAAACAGCACAGAAUACCCAAAGGUUGAGGGUGUGUGGCUAGGAAGGAGAGAGCAGACUGCAUAACCUGUGAAUAGGAAGUGCAACUUCUCUUUUUUUUGGUAGCUUGUCUUGCCCACCAUUACUAAUGCCACUCCCUGUGACUGGGUCUUUACUACCUUUUAUUGUUGAGGUGUGGAGUACUGAUGGGCAGGGCCUGUUGACCUUUUGGGUUAGCUUGUUUAAGAAACUGAACUUUGAGAUCUACAAGGAGAAAGAAAACUUGACAAAAACACUAAUCUAUUGAAAAUGCAAUCAUCUGUUUUGAUUUUUUUUUCACCCAAUUUUCCCUGUAGACUCACUUGACUGUGAGAAAGACUCUUGUCAUGAUCCACAGUCCAGUGAGUUGAAUCUGUUUUAUUUUUAUUGAGUCUAAGUCUCUGUUUCUGGGACUUGAUCGAUAGGAAACCCAGUUGCUUUGCUAUGAAUCUGUUUUUGAUUCAUAAUUUUGGCUUCCUUUCAUAAUCUGGUCCCAGUUUUGUUUUUUAAAUCUUGCUGAAUACUGGAUGGAUUUAUAAUCCGUUAAGCAUCGUCCAAUUUAUUGAGCAUUUCUGUCACGUGCAAAGCAGUAGAGAGCCCCCACCCACCCCCUUACAGCACCCCUGCCAAAGGAGAAUUGGCUUGAUCUAGUGGAUGCCAAUAUCUGGCUAUUCCUACAAUUAAGAAAUGUAGUGAUAAUUAAGUCACUUCUGAAUUAUUAACUGAUUAGAUUAGUGACUCUUUCAGAAGCUGGUUAUCUCUUCAGUGUGAUAGUCUCUUGCUGGCACUUUAAAGCAGAGAUGGGGCUACCCUUGUGUACUUACAUCUGCUCAUAUGUGAGUUUGCACCUUGCAGAUUUAAAUGUAAUUUGUAGAUCUCAGUUUGAUGAUGCUUUGAUUUAACUGGGAUAAAAAAAUUUUGGUUUUUCUUUUGAAACAACUUGCUAAUCUUCUCAGGGCGUCAGUGUGCAAUUCCCCUCUCUGCAGGCUGUGAGAAUGCUAGCUGAAAGCUGACUUGCCCCUAAUGUAAGGAGUAAAGUAGCAAUAAUGUCCCAAGACCACCAGGUGCAAAUUUGGUACUAAGUUCUUUAGCAGAACACCACUCAGCCAGUGUUGGCAGCCUGCUGGCACACUUUAGGUUCAGCUUACUUUCAAAGUGGAUGUCCAUGCAUUAGGUACCGUGGCCUGUUUUGUCCUUUUUUGUUCAAACCAUCAAUGUUCCAAUGCCAUUUCCUUGUCUGCUAUUGAUCCUGCCCUGUUGAUACAGUAAUGAAGGAUUUGAGAAAUGGGCCUGUUUUCACUGCUCACAUCUGUUCAAGUCUUCCAUGUUGAUGCAAUACGAAGAACAAGCAGUUUCCAUGUAAGACCCAUUGGCCUUAACUCUGAAUGGAGAUAUGCAAAUGUAUAGGAGAUAUGGAUGACACUGGAAUUUUUUAAAUCCAAAAUUAAAAAAAAAACGAAUAACCAGUC